AUGACUGAAGUUCUUUGUAAAAAGAGUUCUCAGUUCUCUCGGUUCCUUUCCCAUGUGCGGGGAUAUCGCAACAACAACGAAAACAGCAUAGAACAGGAUACGGCGCACCAGGAGCAUCAGCAUCGGCAACAAAUGCAGGCAGCAGACAGGAUAGCGGCGGGCACCAGCUCUAGCUCUGGCCUCAGCGGGAACACGUCCACAUCCGCAUCUACAUCCACAUCCACAUCCAAGACGAGAGCAGGAACAACGUCGUUAAUCUAUUUACCGCCUUUCUGCUAUCCAUGUAAGCAUGUGCCUGCGGCCGGCAGCCAGUGUCGGAGUCAGACCCAUAGCCGUAGCCAUUGCCAGACGAGGAGCGAUAGCAGGAGGAGCUGCCACGGCAGCUGCUGUUGUCAGCAUUACUGGGAAUAUAAAAAUUAUGAUAAACAUGCUUCAGCGUCGGGUUUGACACCAGCUACAGACACAGACACAGACACAGCCUCAGCCACAGCCAGAACCACAGCAACGGGAACGGCAACAAUGUCCUCCUUCUCUGCACCGUCACCGACAAGAACCGGGAAAUUCCUCCAGCAGCAGCAGCAGGAGGAGCACCAUGGUUGCACCGAUCUCAGACAGACGUUGCAAUUAGUUGUGCCAACUGUUGUGGGUGGUGGCAGCAGAGCCCUGGAAUGUGGCAAGCACAGGCAGCUGGAACCCGCGGCGGCGGCGGCAGCGACGGCGUCGGACCAGCGAUGCUGGCGACGUGAGCGAAUGCGACGCGAAAGACCAAGUCAUGCGUCUGCAGCCACACUGGCCAAGGUAAAUCCAAUCAGCAGAGCAGCAGCAACAACAUUGAGGGAAUACAAUUCGCAAGCAACGACCAGCACAGAGGUGGCCACGGUGCCACGGUGGGCCACAACUGGCGCAGAGCUGCCGCACGAUGAAGACGCCGCAGCAGGAGCGGCAGCGGCAGCAUCUACUCCUGCUGCUGAUGAUGAUGAUAAGGAGGAGCAGGCUAAGGAGGAGAAUGACUAUGAGUAUGAUGAAUGUAGGUGCUUUAACUAUAACGGUGAUAUUAGUCUGGAGCGAGAGAAGGAACAACAGCAACAGCAGCAGCAGCAGCAGAAUGGAGAGCCCCAGCAACUUGCCAGCAGCAGCGGUAGCAGCAGCAUUACGUGGCUGAUAUUCCUGUGGCAGCAGCUGGUCUUGCAGGCAAACAAAGCCUCAUCCGACUCGCGCACCCACUCCAAGUGGGCCGCCAGGACAACGACGAGGAGCAACAGCAUGACAUCGACAAAAAGUUGGCUUGGCCCGCUGCUAAUGCUGGUGCUGGCCACGUCCGUCAGUGGCUGGGGCGGCCGACAAGAUGCUCCCACAAAUUGCACAUUUCCGGCUCGAUGGGAGGGAUCCUGGUUCCUGUCCGGCUAUCAGCAGUCGAUACACAUCAAGGGAUCGCAGUUCAGCUACCGCGGCAGGUGUACGGCCUACGAUGGUAACAAAUAUCUGAUUGUCGAUGAGAAAGGAUGUCAUCGUUGCCUGGUAAUCUAUGAGAAGCAUACGAAUGUGCUCCAGUAUAAAGAAAACUUUUGCAAGGGCCGUGAGACUUUACAGAAUCUCUGCGACCAAAUACCUGGCGAUGCCCUGCUGUACUCCCUCUUCCGGGAGAGCGCCGAGCCGGUCAAGUGUCCGCUCAAGGGACCCUUCAUAUUCACAUACAACCGGGGCCAUGGGGAGUGCAAGUCGCCAGUGUCCAACAUUGAGAGCUGCACGGAGGAGAGUCGCCUCCUGCUGAGCUUCCAGGCCUGUCCCGAUGUCCUCGGGACCGAGAGUACAGUUGAGGAACUGACGUGUCUGGCGACCUGGAAGGAUGGCAACUCACGCUAUUUGGUUGGCCUGGUCUCGCACCAUCAUGCCAUCUCGAACGAGGAACGAUAUCGCUGCUUUGUCUAUGAGAAAAUCUCCGCGCUGAUGGGUAAUGGCGGUCCCAGCAUGCUCAGCUCAAAGGAUGCCGAGUAUAAGCUGGCACAAUCCGGCGACGCCACUUGCAAUGGCUUAGACAGUGCCGAGGUUGGCUCCCGCAUCAUGUCCCUGCGAAAACCGCCGGUGGCGGAGCGCUGUGACUUCCCAGCCUGGUUCAAGGGUCCCCGUCACUGGCAUGCACUUAUGGGCUAUGCCGUCUACAAUUAUCACCCCAAUGAUGGGUCCGUGCACAUUAUUAAGCCCAACGGCUAUAUGGAGACACGUGCGCUCUGCGAGCAGAUAAAUAAACAGACCUCAACCGAAAUGAUGGCCGUGGUGCAUUACACGACCGGGUGUCAAUCAGGAUUCAUGUGCAUGAUGUUCUACCGCCGGGACACGCACGUCAUUGAAAUACAGACGGGCAAGCCGGCCGUUCGCCUGGAGGAUGCCUGUGCACCGGAUCACUUUGAUAUUAAUAAGAUGGCCUACAUUACCUUGCUGGCAAGCAAUCCGGAACCGGCGAUUUGCCCAAUGGAGGGACUGUACAACCUGCGCGGCGCCAUCGGGCCGCCGUAUUUGGCCACGCGCCACAAGCGCAAUCACAACGGCAAAUCGCACCUGGGACACGGACAUCAUCACCACGAGAGUGCAGACACGGGAACUUUUGGUCAUAAAGGACGCAGCACGCUCAGCUUUCGGAAUGCCGAACACAUGGAGCGUGGCUCAUGGCAUGCCAAUACUCGCGGUCUUCCCGUACGCAGUCGACGCAGUGCGCCCCAGGAUCCGCAGCAGCAGCAGCAGGCGCUAGUACUGGGCAACGUGAAUAGUAACGACACGAGUGUGGGAUUUGUGGCCACGCGGAAUCGGCGCGAUGUCCCGGGCUGUGUGCCUAACUACAAUGCCCAACGGCAGCUUUGGGUAGGAUGCAGUAAACCCAACUCGAUCGACGUUAGUCCGCUGUGCAGUGUGGAGGGUGAAGAGGAGUACUCCUGUCACGGCUCCUGGAGCGAGAAUAGUACGUUCUUCAUCAUAGCACGCCACAAGGGCAGCAAGCACGGCGUCUGUCUGACCUAUCGGCCAACGGAGGGCACCUCAGCCAAGCUGGUUGUAGGCGAUGCCUGCUACCGAGGCACACAGAAGCCACCCGAUCACCAUUUGGUGGCCAAUCUGUCAGUCUUUGGCAAAUGCGGCGAAACGGGCUCGAGUGCAGGUGAUGCUCAGCUGGGCAACUGGCUCCUGCUGCUGACAAUGGCCACGCUCCAAUGGCUCUACCUGCGCAGCUGAGUUGCAAGCGGUGGCAAACAACAAACUGCACCACAAUUCUAAAUAAGCACAUAAGCAUUACAGGCCACAGCGCUGUGUAUGCAUUUACUAAAACCCCAAAACCAAAUCCCAUUAUGAUCGACAUGUAUACAAGACACAUUUAAGACUUAUUGUAUAUUUCAUGUAGUAUGUGUAAGGCGUAAUCGAACCACUCCCAGACUCCAGACUGGUUUGGCUGUAAAUAAUGUAUUGUUUUUAUUUUUCUUUACUGAUGAACACACACUUUUGUUUAGUUCUAAGUGCUUAAAAUAAACAAGAAUUCGAUAUA
This is a messenger RNA of Drosophila persimilis, 3529 nucleotides long. RefSeq lists its product as uncharacterized. The transcript has 16 exons. Lineage: Eukaryota; Metazoa; Arthropoda; Insecta; Diptera; Drosophilidae. The record is from RefSeq and is a predicted model, not a curated record. The coding region runs from base 1 to 3222 and encodes 1073 amino acids.